AUGAAAAUUACUUCUCAUCCAAAUUUCAAGCAGAAGAUUCCACCUGAAGCAACAGCAUACGUUUGCGGAGCUAAGAAACGAUUGGACAUGGCACCGCGUUCCAACAAAAUGCAUAAGCAGAAAAAAAAGGACAUAGGAAAAGAACCGAAAAUCGACAAAGCCUCAAAGAAAAUAUUCAAACCGAAGAAGAGGGAACAAAAGGACGCGGUGGUGGCUGCUGCUAAACCGGAAACACUCGCUCUUCAACUAGAAGACGAGGUUCCUGAUUUCCCUCGAGGUGGAGAAGUUUUUGCGAAUCCAAGGAAUGAUUACGAUGAGUUUGGCGGCGGGGAUCACUCGAUAAAGGUGAAGAAGAAGAAGAAGAAAAGGGGAAGAAAUGAGUUGAGUAAGAGUGAUGAAGCUGCAGAUGAUUGGAGCUUGCAUUCCGGUGAGGGUAUCACUGGAAAGUUGCCACGCCGUGUGAAUAAAAUUACUCUCAAGAAUAUAACACCUGGAAUGAAGCUUUGGGGAGUUGUUGCUGAAGUAAAUGAAAAAGACCUUGUAGUUAGUUUACCAGGGGGUUUACGUGGUUUAGUUCACGCAUCAGAUGCAUUGGAUCCUAUUUUCGAUGACAAGAUUGAGGUUGGGGAAUUUUUCCUUUCUGGUGUAUUUUUGGUCGGGCAACUGGUUUCAUGUGUUGUACUGAGAUUGGAUGAUGACAAGAAAGAGAAAGGAAGCAGGAAAAUUUGGCUUUCUUUGCGUCUUUCAUUGUUGCACAAGAACUAUAACUUGGAUGUUGUUCAGGAAGGCAUGGUCCUUGCUGCAUAUGUAAAAAGCAUUGAGGAUCAUGGUUACAUUCUUCAUUUUGGCGUGCCUUCUUUCAUGGGCUUCCUACCAAAAAACAGCUCUACUGAAGGCUGGGGUGGUGAAGCAAAAAUUGGGAAACUUCUGCAAGGUUUGGUUAGGAGCAUUGAUAAAGUUCGUAAAGUGGUUUACUUAAGUUCUGACCCAGAUACAAUGUCCAAAAGCGUGACCAAGGAUCUCAGAGGUUUAUCAAUUGAUCUUCUAGUUCCAGGAAUGAUGGUAAAUGCCCGUGUGAAGUCAAUCCUUGAGAAUGGUGUUAUGUUAUCAUUUCUCACAUACUUCACUGGAACUGUUGAUCUGUUUCAUUUGCAAAAUAUUUAUCCUGGAACAAAGUGGAAGGACAAGUACAUUGAAUCUCAGAAGGUUGAGAAAUGGUGGGUUGUUUCUCGAAUAUUAUUCAUUGAUCCAUCAAGUAGAUCUGUUGGUUUGACUCUGAAUCCACAUCUUGUUCAGAACACAGCCCCUCCUUCUCAUGUUAAAAUUGGAGAUAUAUAUGACAACUCAAAAGUUGCAAGGGUGGACAAAGGAUCAGGACUAUUGCUUGAAGUUCCUUCAAUUCCUGAGUCAACUCCAGCUUUUGUCAGUAUAUCUGAUAUUGCUGAAGAGGAGAUCCAAAAACUUGAGAAGAAGUUCAAGGAAGGAAAUCGUGUUCGAGUUCGGAUUCUUGGGUUAAGAUAUUUGGAAGGAAUUGCAACAGGAGUUUUGAAGGCUAGUGCUUUUGAAGAAGAAGUGUUUACUCAUUCUGAUGUCAAGCCAGGCAUGGUUGUAAAGGCUAAGAUUCUUUCAGUUGAUAGCUUUGGUGCUAUAGUGCAAAUUCCAGGUGGUGUGAAGGCACUUUGUCCUCUUCGACAUAUGUCUGAAUUGGAAAUUUCAAAGCCUGGAAAAAAAUUUAAGAUUAGACAUUUUGUGGAUGAAGUUUUCACUUGGAUUAUUGUACAGGUGGGAGCUGAAUUGGUUUUCCGUGUGCUGGGCGUCAAGUCCAAAAGAGUGACAGUUACACACAAGAAAACCCUUGAACUAUGUAGAGCAGCAUUUGUUGAAGCUACAGGGGAUGGGAUGGGGGUUCGAAAAAAUGUGAAAUCGAAACAUGGAAUUAUUAGUUCAUAUGCAGAUGCAACUGAUGGUUUGAUAACCCAUGGAUGGUUAACAAAAAUUGAAGUCCAUGGAUGCUUUGUACGGUUUUACAAUGGGGUUCAAGGAUAUGCUCCUAGGCAAGUCUUGAAUUUGUCUGUAUAUGUGUAUCAUGACCAAAGUCAGUUAUAUUUUGAUGGUUGCAUAAACUGUGGGAGAUUGUUAUCAAUAGUUUGGUUUAGCAACACCAUAGUAGCAGAUAUUUCAAUUAAGGCCAUGGCAGCCACUAAAGAGCCAGGUGUGGAUCCAGGUACGGUGUUCAAUGUUGGACAAGUUGUCAAAUGCCGGGUCAUAAGUUCCAUUCCUGCUUCAAGGAGGAUCAACCUUAGUUUCAUAAUAAAGCCUACAAGGGUAUCUGAAGAUGAUAUGGUUACCUUGGGCAGCGUUGUUUCAGGAGUUGUUGACAGAAUUACAUCUAAUGCUAUUGUUGUUUAUGUCAAUGCAAGUGGUUUCUCAAGGGGUACAAUAUCCAUGGAUCACUUGGCAGAUCAUCAUGGUAAAAAUUCCCUUCUGGUUGGUAAAGGAUUUCCAUUUUCUGCUUACUCAACAGAUGUUAAGGGAAACAAUUUGAUUUUGUCUGCCAAAAGUUCUCUUAUUAAACAUGCUGAGCAGAUUCCUGUAGAUAUCAAUCAGAUUCAGCCUAACUCUGUUGUGAAUGGCUAUAUAUGUAACUUAAUUGAGUCUGGCUGCUUUGUUCGUUUCCUUGGUCAUUUAACUGGCUUUGCUCCACGAAAUAAGGCUGCAGAUGACCACAAAGCCAAUAUUUUGGAAUCCUAUUACAUUGGGCAAUCAGUUCGCAGCAACAUAUCCAAUGUUAGUAUAUUAAAUGCUGUUUGUAGUAAGUCUGGCAGAGUAACACUCUCUCUAAAGCAGAAAGAAUGUUCUUCAACUGAUGCGUCAUUUAUUCAGGACUACUUUCUCAUGGAUGAAAAGAUUGCCAAGUUGCAAGACUUGGGUUCUGGUGCAUCCGAUUUGAAGUGGCUUGAAGGAUUUAACAUUGGUGUGAUUGCAAAAGGGAAAGUCAAGGAUGUUGCAGAUGUUGGACUUGUUAUAAGCUUUGAAAAUUAUAAUGAUGUUUUUGGUUUUAUUACCAAUUAUCAGUUGGCUGGAACUAUUUUGGAGUGUGGCUCUGUGGUGGAAGCAUUGGUUCUUGAUGUUGCCAAGGCAGAAAGGCUUGUUGAUUUAACUCUAAAACCAGAGUUCCUUAAUAGAUCUAAAGAAAGUUCCAUAAGUCGUACCAGCAAGAAGGUUGUAUCAAUUCCAGAAAAUGAUUACACUAUAGGAUACGCAUCUGUGUCGGACUAUAAUACGCAAAGGUUUCCUCGUAAACAAUACCAAAAUGGGCAGAGUGUUAUUGCUACUGUUAUGGAUCUUCCGAGCCCUGAAACAUCAGGAAGGUUGCUUUUACUUCUUGAUGAGGUCAGUGUGACCGCCAAAAGAUCCAAGAAGUCUAGCUACAAAGUUGGAACUCUGGUUGAGGCAGAGAUUACUGAUAUCAAAAUGCUUGAACUGAAACUAAAGUUUGGAUUUGGUCUACAUGGCAGAAUUCACAUAACAGAGAGUGUGCGAUGUAAGCGCCAUUACCCUGAGAUGAUAUGCUGUUUUUGUAUUGUAGCUGUAAAUUGUGACCAUGUACAUCAUGAUAAUGUUUUGGAAAAUCCAUUCUCUAGCUACAGAAUUGGGCAGACAGUGACUGCAAGGAUUGUUGCAAAGCCUAAUGAAACAGAUGGGCAUAGGAAGGGCUCACAGUGGGAGCUUUCAGUCAGAUCUGAAAUGGUUACAGGUUCCAGUUAUAUAGAUGAUGUAUCUGAGAAUAUUGAAUUUAAAAUCGGGCAAUGUGUGGCUGGUUAUGUAUAUAAAGUAGAAAGUGAAUGGUUGUGGUUAACAAUAUCACGAAAUGUGAGGGCUCAGAUAUAUAUUCUUGAUAGUGCUACUGAACCAAGCGAGCUUGAGGAUUUCCAGAAUCGAUAUCAUGUUGGACAGCCUGUUUCUGGUUAUGUACUAAGUGUCAACAUUGAGAAGAAGCUAUUGCGGUUGGUUCUACGCCCCUUUUCAACUCUUCGUUGCAGAAAAAGUGGAGAGCCACUAGUUAAUGUUGUGGAUAAGGAUUUAACAGCAUAUGUUCGUGAAGGAGAUAUUUUAGGUGGAAGGGUUAGUAAAAUACUUCCAGGUGUUGGUGGAUUGCUUGUUCAAGUUGGUCCUCGAACAUAUGGAAAAGUACAUUUUACUGAAAUUGCAGACUGGGUGCCUGAUCCAUUGUCUGGAUAUCAUGAAGGACAGUUUGUCAAAUGUAAAGUGCUUGAAAUCAGUCACACUGUCCAGGGUACUAUUCAUGUUGACUUGUCAUUGCGAUCUUCCUAUGUGAAGCCUUCCCAGGAUUCUGCUGAUGUUCACAGCAUUGUGGAUGCUAGUGGCAAAUGUGUAGAGAAGAUUGAGGAUCUACAUCUUAAUAUGGUUGUAAAGGGUUAUAUUAAGAAUGUCACACCAAAGGGUUGCUUCAUUUUCCUCUCACGAAAUAUUGACGCCAAAAUUCUUCUAUCCAAUUUAUCUUAUCAAUAUGUUAAAGAACCCGAGAAAGAGUUUCCUGUUGGAAAACUUGUAAUUGGCAGGGUUAUAUCUGUGGAGCCUCUUUCAAAUCGUGUUGAAGUUACACUGAAGACAUCAACGGUUCCCAAUACUUCGGAAUCUGAGAUUAGUGAUUUAAGUAAAUUUCACGUUGGAGAUAUUAUAUCUGGCAGGAUUAAGCGGGUUGAGUCAUUUGGUUUAUUCAUUUCAAUUGACAACACAAACAUGGUUGGAUUAUGCCAUGUAUCAGAAAUUGCUGAUAACCAUAUUGAGAACAUCGAAGCAAAUUAUAAAGCUGGAGAGAUAGUAAAUGCAAGAAUAUUAAAGGUGGAUGAAGAAAGACUCAGAAUUUCUUUGGGGAUGAAAAAUUCAUAUAUGAGGGAUGGAAAUUUACUUCAAAUAGCAUCCAAGGAAGGAUCAGAUGAACUUAUUGCAGCAGAUGGAAUGAAGUCUAUAACUUCUAUGCAUAGUAGUUUGCUUGGAACCUCAAGUAUAGAUGUUGAGGAUGAAAUUAAUCUAUUCCCAAUUCUUUCCCAAGCUCAAGAGAGGGGAGAUGUUCCACCACUUGAUGUUUCCCUUGAUGACUUUGAUCAAAUUAAUGUAAAUAAUUCUAAUAAUCAAAGUGAAGAACAUGCAAAUGCAAAAGACACUAUAAAUGAAAAAAAUAAGAGGAGGGAAAAGAAGAAAGCAAAGGAAGAAAGGGAGAAGCAAAUUAGGGCGGCUGAGGAAAGAUUACUGGAGGAGGAUGUACCUAGAACUGCCGAUGAAUUUGAAAAGCUGAUUAGAAGCUCUCCCAAUAGCAGUUUUAUUUGGAUAAAUUACAUGGAUUUCAUGAUUUCUAUGGCUGAUAUUGAGAAAGCCCGCUCAAUUGCCGAAAGAGCUUUGAUGACCAUAAAUAUCCGAGAAGAGAGCGAGAAGCUUAACAUCUGGAAGGCUUACUUUAAUUUGGAAAAUAAGUACGGCAACCCUAGAGAGGAGGCCGUUAUGAAAGUAUUCCAAAGAGCUCUACAAUACAAUGAUCCCAAAAAAGUCUAUCUAGCACUCUUGGGAAUGUAUGAGAGGACUGAACAGCAUAAUCUAGCCGAUGAACUUCUAAUUAAAAUGACAAAGAAGUUCAAGCAUUCAUGCAAAGUUUGGUUGAGGCGUAUACAAAGUCUUUUGAAGCAAAAUCAAGAUGGAAUCCAACCUCUUAUCGAUCGAGCUUCGUUGAGCCUUCCUAAACAUAAGCAUAUUAAAUUUUUCUCUCAGACAGCUAUUCUUGAAUUCAAAGUUGGUGUUCCAGAUCGAGGGCGAUCCUUGUUUGAAAAAAUUCUACGGGAAUACCCAAAGAGAACAGACUUAUGGAGUGUUUAUCUUGAUCAAGAAAUUCAACUUAAAGACGAAGAUAUAAUUCGUGCGCUGUUUGAAAGAGCUGUUAGUCUGAGUCUCCCACCUAAAAAGAUGAAGUUCUUGUUCAAAAAGUAUCUUGAUUAUGAGAAAUCCCAAGGUGAUGAAGAGCGUAUUGAAUCUGUGAAGAGGAAAGCAAUGGAAUAUGAUUUGAUCUUUGUUGCCUCUGUAAAUGGAGUGGUUGUAACACUACCUGAUAAUGCUGAUGGGCUUUCUGCAGCAUACAUUGAACCUUGGAUGAGAGAUUUCAAGGUUUUAUCAAGCAUGGAGUUGGCUGAAACUCAUGUGGAUCGUGGGCCUAAGAAGAUUGAACAUGAGAAAGAAGAGGAAGGUCCCUUGUUGCCUGAAACUAAUGAGGAUCUUGGCCCUAAGAAGAUUGAACAUGAAAAUGAGGAAGGUCCCUUGUUGCCUGAAACUAACGUGAAUCUUGGGCCUAAGAUUGAACAUGAGAAAGAGGAAGAUCCCUUGUUACCUGAAACUAAUGUGGAUCUUAUACCUAAGAAGAUUGAACAUGAGAAAGAGGAAGAUCCCUUGUUACCUGAAACUAAUGUGGAUCUUAUACCUAAGAAGAUUGAACAUGAGAAUGAGGAAGUUCCCUUAUUGCCUGAAACUAAUGUGGAUCUUGGGCCUGAGAAGAUUGAACAUGAGAAAGAGGAAGGUCCCUUGUUCCAUUGUGAUUUUUGUGACACAGAAGUAGUUCACAAGCUGGCUCAAAUGUUCAUGCCAGGACUAGCCUCUGCCUGUGUUGAUAGCACAACAGGAUAUCCCUUCAAGACCCCUGGUUCUGUGGCAGUUGAUAUGAGAAAGGAGUUGAUAGAAUUUGUAACCCAAAGAAGUGAAUCAUUUGUUGCUGAGUCUGUUAUCUCUGAGGGUGGUCCUGAUGGUGAAGCGUUGGAAGACCCUUUUGAGAUCGUGUCUUUUUUUGUUGACGAGUUUGUUCAUUCCAAGAGGAAUUGGUUGAGUCAGUUUUCAGGAUGGUUGCUGAGUGAUAAGAGAGAGGACAACAUAGAUGAUUUUAUUCAGGAGAUGGAAAUAAAUGGUUUUUGGCCACUGGAUAGAAGAGAAACACUUGCAAAAGAUUUGCUAAAAAAUGUUGACUUCAAGAACACUUUUCAUUGCAGCAUGAGUUUUAAAUCUGUUGAAGAUCUUGCCAGCCAUCUUGAUACUUGCAACUUCAGGCCUUUGAUAUGUGAGAAUGAGGGAUGCGAUGUUAGAUUCAGUGCUGGUCAAUUGAAAGAGCAUGAUUCAACUUGUGAUUUCAAGAUAGUUCCAUGCGAACAGAAGUGCCCAAAUAGCAUCUUGAGACGUGAUAUGGAUAGACACUGCAUAACUGUUUGUCCAAUGAAGCUUGUGAAUUGCCCUUUCAAUGCAGUGGGUUGUAAAUCUACAAUUGCACAAAGUAUGAUUAGAAAACAUUGGUCAGAUGAUAUUGAGUCUCACUUAUUGCUAAUGCUUAAAGGCACCCACCGGGAAGCAUCAGAUGAAGAUCUUCAAAGACGUGUGGAGCAAAUUGUAGAGACAUCAUCAAGAAGCAAAUUAGAAGGGGCUCGGGAUGUGAGAUCCUUUACAAAUAUUGUCAAAAACGCUGAAGUUAAGCUAGGACCUAUGGAAGUGACUGUCAAAGAGAAAACUAAUGCAGAGGAAGUUGUCAAGAAUGAAGAUGGUGAAGAGAAUGGGACCAAAACAGAGGACAAGGAACAGCACGCACAAGCUUUGAAUUCUUUGGACAAAGCUGAAGUGAGUGCCAUCGUGGAUGAGACUUGUGCAGACAAUGCUGUCAGUGAACACAAGGAAAAUGGAGAGCAAGGUGGUGCAUAA
Sphenostylis stenocarpa is the source of this 7743-nucleotide messenger RNA. NCBI's taxonomy places the organism in Eukaryota, Viridiplantae, Streptophyta, Magnoliopsida, Fabales, Fabaceae. The record is from the annotation of a GenBank genome assembly.